Esox lucius (northern pike) is the source of this 1458-nucleotide messenger RNA. Its product is annotated as proline-rich protein 2-like. NCBI's taxonomy places the organism in Eukaryota, Metazoa, Chordata, Actinopteri, Esociformes, Esocidae. Bases 1 to 1458 code for a protein of 485 amino acids. The record is from RefSeq and is a predicted model, not a curated record. The transcript has 3 exons.
AUGGGAUACCCAGUGAUCAUCCACACCCAUCACAAGGUGGCAGAGAUGACAGAAGAAGGGAACUUUGUUUUGAUGGAUUCAAGGCUGGGCUGUGGGGGUGGGGCUAACAGGGGCAACACCCUCAGCCAGACCCCCAGCCCAACAUCAACAGGGGCAAAACCCUCAGCCAGACCCCCCCAGCCCAACAUCAACAGGGGCAACACCCUCAGCCAGACCCCCCAGCCCAACAUCAACAGGGGCAACACCCUCAGCCAGACCCCCCAGCCCAACAUCAACAGGGGCAAAACCCUCAGCCAGACCCCCCCAGCCCAACAUCAACAGGGGCAACACCCUCAGCCAGACCCCCCAGCCCAACAUCAACAGGGGCAACACCCUCAGCCUGACCCCCCCAGCCCAACAUCAACAGGGGCAAAACCCUCAGCCAGACGCCCCAGCCCAACAUCAACAGGGGCAACACCCUCAGCCAGACCCCCCAGCCCAACAUCAACAGGGGCAACACCCUCAGCCAGACCCCCCAGCCCAACAUCAACAGGGGCAAAACCCUCAGCCAGACCCCCCCAGCCCAACAUCAACAGGGGCAACACCCUCAGCCAGACCCCCCAGCCCAACAUCAACAGGGGCAACACCCUCAGCCUGACCCCCCCAGCCCAACAUCAACAGGGGCAAAACCCUCAGCCAGACGCCCCAGCCCAACAUCAACAGGGGCAAAACCCUCAGCCAGACCCCCCAGCCCAACAUCAACAGGGGCAACACCCUCAGCCAGACCCCCCAGCCCAACAUCAACAGGGGCAAAACCCUCAGCCAGACCCCCCAGCCCAACAUCAACAGGGGCAACACCCUCAGCCAGACCCCCCAGCCCAACAUCAACAGGGGCAACACCCUCAGCCAGACCCCCCAGCCCAACAUCAACAGGGGCAACACCCUCAGCCAGACCCCCCAGCCCAACAUCAACAGGGGCAACACCCUCAGCCAGACCCCCCAGCCCAACAUCAACAGGGGCAACACCCUCAGCCAGACCCCCCAGCCCAACAUCAACAGGGGCAACACCCUCAGCCAGACCCCCUAACCCAACAUCAACAGGGGCAACACCCUCAGCCAGACCCCCCAGCCCAACAUCAACAGGGGCAACACCCUCAGCCUGACCCCCCAGCCCAACAACCACAGGGGCAAAACCCUCAGCAUGACCACCCAGCCCAGCCUCAACAAGGUAACACCCUCAGUCUCAAACCAAACCCCAGGCCAGCCUCACACACCCAGCCAAAGGUUAACAGGGUCAGUAGUAACCAGCCCCCACGACCCCCCCCACCCACCCUCCCAAGGCCCAACAUAAGUAGCAGUGACCCGGUCAAACAACCCAGCCCAGCUUCACAACCCCAGUUCAGCCUCAGUAGGGGCAACAGUGGCAGCAGGGCCCCCUAUCUCCCCUGGGCUGUUAGGAUAAGAUGUCUCUCUGUCUGA